AUGACAUCUCACGCGUUUCCCUCUCUAGCUCGAAAACCUCCGUGCACACAGCGCAAUUGGCCUCCGCACAUAUGUGGCAAUCAGAGAUUUCAACCCUCGAUAAAGACUCAAUCGCCGAUUUCGACGCCGGAUGGUUUUCAGAUCUACCAUCUUGACUCGGCUGUUCGAGCUGUCGCUCAGAUACAGAAUCCGGAAGCGGCCUUAGACCCAAUCCGGAUCCGUCAAAAGCGCGUCUCGGUUGACCGGGUUAAACGAUGGAUGACGACCGGAUCUCCGACGUCUAAUCACGGAUCUACGGUUGUUGUAGAUCAAUCUAACUUCAGUGGAAGCUGGGUCGGCAGGAGCGGAUGA
Molecule: messenger RNA, 351 nt
Organism: Microthlaspi erraticum
Lineage: Eukaryota; Viridiplantae; Streptophyta; Magnoliopsida; Brassicales; Brassicaceae
Source: the annotation of a GenBank genome assembly